Molecule: messenger RNA, 5223 nt
Organism: Nasonia vitripennis (jewel wasp)
Lineage: Eukaryota; Metazoa; Arthropoda; Insecta; Hymenoptera; Pteromalidae
Exons: 9
Coding region: 48-1520 (490 amino acids)
Source: RefSeq, a predicted model, not a curated record
AUGCCCCGAUACGUGUCGAAGUGAAGUAUUCGACUUACCAAUCCAGCAUGCGGACCGAACGAUUAAAUAACGUACCACCCGUUCCUCGAACUUUGGCAGGAUUAGCUAAUGGUUUGGCAGAUUAUCCACCCGUGAGAAACUAUUAUAGAGGAUGUGCACGGGGAACAGAUGGUUCGAUUGGUCUCGUUUUUAUUCACGAUAGUAUGCUUGAGCCCCUAUCAAGGUGCAGACAAUUAUACGCUGAUGGGACCUUUAAAAUAAGGCCAAGGAAACCCCACUGUGCGCAGGUGUUUAUCGUUCACUUUCGAAAGAUGAAUACAGGAUUUCCUGCCAUUUAUGUUCUUGCGAGUUCAAGAACCACUGCCAUGUACAAUGCUAUAUGGGAUAAAGUUUUUGAAAUCGUUCCCAAGAAGAAAUGUCCUGUAAUGGGUGAUUUUGAAAGAUCUCACAUAAACAGUGGUCGUGAGAAAUGUCCAACUGCAACUAUUUCCGGUUGUGAAUUUCACUAUAAGCAGGCUUUAGCAAAAUCUUGGAACGAAAAUAUCCCUAUGGAAUUCGAGUACAUCCUGGAGAGGGCUUAUGCGGUAGCACAUUUGCCUCCAGACAAAGUUGGAGAAGGAUUUAUGCACAUCACUAGCUUUGUUGAUAAUUUAGCAAAUGGAAAUGGCGUUAAUCCAGCUAUACUACAAAAGCUGCAAGAUUUUGCAGCUUACCUAAGAAGAUAUUGGCUACCAUUUGCUGAAGUAUUGUCAGUCUUCCAAAAACCCGUUAGGUCCAAUAAUACUUGUAAGAAUUUUCACUUGUAUGCAGCUAAGAAAAUGGAAAUACGUUCCAACGUUUAUAGAAUGUUAGAUGGAAUGGGGGCUCAAAUGGGUAAGACAGCAGCGAAUUAUGAAAUGGCUGAACGAGGUCUUAUAUUAACAGUUCAGCGACCAGCGCGUCUCGUAGAAGCUGACUUGGCUAUACAGCAAACUGAAAAUGAAUUUCUAUUGGGGCGUUAUGAUGUGGAAGAGUAUCUAACGCACAUUCCUGGUUUGAGACGUUAUCAUUUUGCAAGAGUACACGAAUACAAUGAGCGGAUUCGGCAGCCUCAACGAAGAGCGAAUGAACAACAUGAAGAAGACGAAGAAGAAAAAGAAGAAGAAGACGAAGAAGAUGAACAAGAAGACAACGAAGAUAAUGUACACUUUGAGAUAAAUGACAUCGCAUAUCUGAGAAACGAACUGAAUCCUGACGCUGGACCUGUGUGCAAUGUAUGCUACUCGAGGGAGCAUCUGCAUAAACUGCCAACCUGCCCUCACCGUAUCUGCAACAAUUGCAUACGGAAUCUGAUCAAACGGGAAUGUCCAAACUGUAGAACACCUAUAACAACUUAUUUACCUGAACAUAUGAUGGGAGGCGAGGUAUGGAAUCAAAACAUCCCGGCACAACUCCAGCACGAGUUCUAUGAACAAUUAUUGAGAGAUAUUGAAGAGAUGUAUUCCAAUUCUGACAUAGAUCUUUCUGAUAUAAAUGAUUGAAAAAUGAAUGAAGAAGAAGAGGACUUACAGGACAUCAUGAACAACAAAUAAAUCCAGGAUAUCACGGACGUGUAGGAAACCCAGGACAUGAAGGACGUCCAGGAGAUCCAGGCUAUUAAGGACAUCGAGGAGAUCGAAAACAGGACAUCAAGGACAUCCAGAAGGAGAUCCAGGGGAUUAAGGACGUCGAGGACAUCGGAGACAACAUAUAGGACAUCAAUGCCAGAGACGAAUCGCUAUUAUCCGGAAGUGGCUGCCAAGAUAGCGGCCUAUCUCGGCAGCCACUUCCGGAUACCUGUCACAAACAUAUACAUACGUGCAUGCACACGAACGCACGCACACACACGAGCAGACAUACACACACACACACAUGCCUAUUCACAUGCGCGAGCGCACGCUCCCAAGCAUAUACAUGAGCGCACAUACUCACACGCGCUCACACACACACAUGCUCACAUGUACACGCACACACGCACACACACAGACAUGUAAAAACACAAACAUGUUUUGAUGCGCGCGCCCACGCUCACACGCACAUAUAUGACCGCACAUCCAUACAUACACGCACGCACACACUCGCACACAUGCACAUGCGCACUCAUACACACACCCACACAUACGUACACAGGCGCGCGUGUAAACAGACAUACACGCACAUGUACACAUACGCACGCACACAUACGCGAGUGCACAUACUCACACAACCGCACACGUAGACACAUAUGCACAAAUGUAUACGUAAUACACACGCGCGUACACAGGGCUAUUAUACAUCGUUCCUUAUAUGUAGUAUACGUGUGUAUAAACGGACAGGGGAAAAGUCAGUGGGGCCAAUGUGUGGAUUGUAAGUGACUGAUGCAGGGAAGAGAAACGAAGUUGCAAUAUAUAAUUUUCCGGAUGUAAACAAUGAAGGUAUGCUUUCUGCAAUUUCAAGUUAUUGGAGUCGUUAAGUAUAAUUAUUCAACAACUCCAAGAACUUUUGUUUUCAUCAUGGAAGGUUAGGUACUGCAAGCCUGUUCGUUUCUCUCCCCUGCAUCCGUCACUAACAGUUUGUACGUUGGCCGCAUUGAUUUCCAUCCCGUACGUUUACGUAUGCGUAUUAUGCAUACCGAACGAUGUGGAAUGGCCCACACAGACAUAUACGCCCAUGCACACAUGUCGCGCGCACAUACACAAGCACACUGUGGAUUAGGCCUAUACCUUGUUGAAAUUUAAUAGAAUAUUUUAAAUAAUUCAGUUUAAUACAUUUCUUUUUUGCACCCUUUUCGUUAGUUUCUUUAAUUAAAUUAUAAUUAAGAUUUCAUUUAAAAUAAAUAAUUUCAGUAAGGCAAGGGAUACCACAUAAAAAAAACGCGCCUAUCUAUUUGCCUCACGGGUGGUGUGGAAAAGAUAGAAUAACACUUUAAAGCACACUUUGUAUAUUACAGUUUUGGUUAUGUUUGUAUAGAAUUGUAUCAACUUCAAAUGCUAUGCUCAUUAUAAAAUUACCCCAAAAUAGUGCUUGAAAGUGUUAAUGUUAACAAAUCACAUUAUACAUAUCUAUUUAAAAUUGUAAUUACAAAAUUCAUAUUUAUUAAAAUGAAGUUGUUUGUAGCUCUGUAAAAGAAGAAUAGAAUGAUAAGUCUCGAUGACUAAUUUUUAUAGUAAUAUCUUUCGUUUGUUGAUUAUAUUAGUGAGAAAUUGUGUACGACACGACCAAUACCUUAUUUAAGCUACUAAUACAAAUAUUCCGUAAAAUAUACAUUAUUAAAAUAUACAUUGUUGUAAAUGAAUAAAAAUAAUCCAUUAAAUUAUAAACUUACGUUACUUUUACUUGUCUCAUUUUUUCCUCUGUUCCUUUCCCCUUCCAUUAUUAUUAUUAUCAUAGAAACAUUUUUUGUACUCAUGUACUACCAUUUAAAAUUUCAGUAUUAAUAAAUUUUACUUAAACGUUAACUUAAAUUAAUUUUUGGAUUUUUCAAGCGAGAUAAAAAAAAUUUAAUAUGUAUUUCAAUUUUCAUAAAUAGCACAUUUCCGUCUUGAAUCAUUAAUUAUACAAAAUUGAUAAAUUAAGAUAUAUAAAAUAAAUUGAAAGCUUAAAAAUGAUUUUGAAUUAAGCUUAGCAAUACAGUGAUGAAAAAAAUGAAAAUAAAAAAUAGGUAUUUAGGGCGUCUAGAAAGUCAAAUCGAGUACAAUUGAAAACUUUUAAGAGGUUGUCAUUUCACGUGAUUUGAUUGUGCAAUAUUUAUUACUGUGGUUAUCUAGUAAAUAAAUAAAAUUUAAUAAAUGUGUACUCAUUUAUCACUAGUUACCUACUAGCUUGUUACCGACUCGCUUCUAAACUCAAUUUUUUCUGUGUGACACGCUCUUAAAUUAAGAAACUCCAUAAGUGUAUGAUCUUCAUUCUAAAACAAAUUUUUUAAUAAAACGCAAUGCGAAACGUGUAAGUAGCGCCCUCUAUGAAUGUUUGUAAUAAUUAUUAUAAUAAAAUAUAUUUUCUGCACAAUAAAAUAUGUUUUGUGCACAAUAAAAUAUAUUUUGUGCAUAAUCAAAAAAACUGUUGUGCACGAUAAUUUUAUUAUGUGCACAACAAAUAUACUAAAUAGAAAAGUGUGCACAAAGAUCUUGAACAGAAUUGUUUACUUCAAUUAUUGGUUCUGUGCACAAUAUUUUGUGUACAAUAUACGAACUUACAAUAUCUAAUUAAAGUUAUGUGCAUAAUAAAUUGGUUUGUACUUUGUGCACAAUACUUCAUUCGAAUAAUUUACAUUCUGCACGAUCCUUUGUAUACAAUAUAAUACAUUGACAGUUUAGUGUUGAUAUUAUGUGCAUAAUAAUUAUAUUUUAGUUUUUUAAUUCAACUUAAAAUAGUGUGCACAAUUAAAAAUGUAUUGUGCAUAAAAUUUAAGUCAUUAAUUUCUAUGCACAAUCAUUAAGUGCAUAUCCUUAUGUGCAUGAUAAACAACAUGUCAUUAAUUCUAGCUUACCUGCUGAUCUUUAAUGCUUGACCUUUUCAAAACUGAUUUCACUACAUUCACUAAAGUAUAUAUAAUGAGAAUAUAUGUAGAAACUUUUGUAAGUUACAAACAUUUGACAAUUCUUUAAAAAAUUUCGUAAAUUUUUAAGAAGAAAUAAGAAUCAUAAUACAGAGAUACAUCAGAUUUGUGAGAAUAGAGCCAUAACUUAUAGUUGCCAACAUUUUACCUUGUUAAAGAUUUUUUUCAAACUCAUUUCAGACCUGUUUAAUAAGUUUAACCAAACUUCUAAAGAAAUAGCUUUGACGCAAACGACGUGUCAAGAAAAUGCUACUGCAACGCGGUUGUUUACCGUGAUUCCAGCGUGACUAUGUAGUUAAAUAUUGUUACUGUAUAUUUGGCAAGCAGCAACAGCGUGGUAUGGGCUUUCGUCAGGUGUCACGGGUAUGCAAAGCUUGAGACUGCUCAGGCUUCCCGCACUGCCGAUCUCCAUCGAUUGUCUGACGCUCCGCCCGGCAGCUGCUGCAGCUCUUGCUCGAGCACGGACACGCGGACUUCUUCAGCUUAGUUUUAAGCGCAAAGUGUCGCCUGCUGAACGUAGAAGCGGCUCCGCGACCGUCGUUGCUGCACUCCCUAGCCGUGGCCAAUUAUGCUGUACCGAUGAUAUGUGCAGAGGCCUGAUCGAGUUGGCGUCGCAACAAACGUAUGAGGUCUCGGAUGAAGAGUAUAUAUUUACCGCUUAAAGCGCU